AUGGUUUUUUUGAGUGGUAUUGAAUGCGCCGUCGACCUCGCACCCUCACACGCGUAUCGAUGCGCCCUUCAAUACAUCGAGUGGGCCCUGUCAUCUUGUACUAAUGAGGUGAACAAAAAAUGCAGAUCGGGCGCGCGCGCACGACGACAACUUGGACACAGUGUGAUAGCAGACACGAAAUUUGUACAAGUCGCACGAUGGUGCAUCUUACCCUUACCGUCGACAGCGCAUUGGCUGCCGUGGUGCUUCUUCGCGAAGUCGACAAUGGCAAGGCGCAGAAAAAUAAACCGCUCUUUAUCGUUUUCUUUCACUCUAUCCCCCUCUUCGUCUCCUCCACGGAUUCACCGCGCUGCAGUGUUAGUGUCUAGUCCUAGUGUACCUCGCCUGCUUUUCUCUGCGCUCUGCCUCCUGAGUUUUUCUGGCGCCGAGCUCUUGGUUUCUGGCGUGCGACUUAGCACGAAACUUACUCGAAGCCGAAGCGCAAUGACUGCCACUACCGACAACACGAGCUGUGGCCGUCAUCAGCGGCGUCUUGGCGACUCCGUAGUGGUGUCUCGGGCUUUCUUUUACAUGGUUAUCGGCGUCCUCCUGUGCCUCCCCGUGUCGAGCUCCGCUGCGGGCUACAACGCAUCUGCGCAUGUGAACAGCGACUUCGCCGUCAAUGCUCUUACUAGUGGACUCAAGCUGAUCAUGCUGGUGGAGAGCUCCCCUCGCAACUUCAGUUCAGACGCCUUCCUCGGUAACUUAUACAAUCUCUACUCAAGCGCCGAUAAAGCCAUCGCGAACAUCAGCUGUGUGUCCAUCGUGAACUGGUGUGCCUCGAAUUCCAAUGUGCUCAACACCACCAUCUCGUGUCCUAACGGUACCAAGUACAACAACAACUCGAACUACACCUACGUGUACGUGCAGGUGCAGCUGAGCGGGUGGGAGAGGUCGACGACGGUGCUUCCCAGCAGCGUCGACCUCUCCUCUGCUGGUGUCAUCUCGAGCUCGAUCGUCGCCUACUUCCCUGGUCUUCAUAAUCCAGACCUGAACACGUCUGGAACCGGUGGCGGCCUCAUCCUGGAGUUCACGUCUGAUUUUGUGCUCACCUACGCCGUCUUUGGGGUCCUGAUGGCCAUCGCCGUGUUCGCCUUUAUCGGGGUGGCGGUGUGCGUCUGUCUGUGUGACAAUCGUCAGCUCAAUCGCAACAAGAGCGUCAUGGACCGAGCCAUUCGAGCCGUGCAUCUCAACUAUGUGGCCGCCCUCUACGGCCGUAGACGGCACCAGCAGCAGCAGCCAACCCCGGCGGGCUUCAACGAGCACUACAACAUGUAUGCUGACAUAACGUACAACGGUUCUGCUGACGCGCUGCGUGUCUCACAGCACUCACUGAACUCGCCACAGACCAACGGGGGACAGGCAACGGCUCGAGGCAACGACUUGGUCUACUCGCCACGGGAGGCUGACAAUACCCAUGAGAUGGAGGAGGUGGGCGAUCCGCAGUCAAGAGACUGGGACAGCGCAAAGCACAAGAGGAUGUGA
This is a messenger RNA of Leishmania braziliensis MHOM/BR/75/M2904, 1524 nucleotides long. RefSeq lists its product as hypothetical. Lineage: Eukaryota; Euglenozoa; Kinetoplastea; Trypanosomatida; Trypanosomatidae. The coding region runs from base 1 to 1524 and encodes 507 amino acids. The transcript has a single exon. The record is from RefSeq and is a predicted model, not a curated record.